CAGUCUCCCACUCUCGCCCGCCUCUCCAGCAGGAUGCGCAGCCUCCGGGGCCUCCUCGCCGUCUCCGGCCACAUCACCGGCCGCCAAACACCGUCGAGCGGCGCCGCCGCCUCCGCCCACAGCGCCCUAUUCGUUCGCGCCCUCCAGAUCCUCUCCCAGCCGGAGCCCGUCCGCCUCCACAAGCUCUCCGCCCCCGACACCGGGAUCGUGGAACUGAGGCUGGAGCGGCCGGAGGCCAGGAACGCCAUCGGGAAGGAGAUGCUCAGGGGGCUGCGGAGCGCGAUGGACACGGUGGAGGCUGACCCCACGGCCAACGUCCUGCUGCUCGCGAGCUCCGUGCCCAAGGCCUUCUGCGCGGGCGCUGACCUCAAGGAAAGGAGGUUAAUGGGCCUUUGCGAAGUCCGGGAAUUUGUUAAUUCCUUGAGAGCUACAUUCUCGUCCUUUGAGGCACUCCCCAUCCCUACAAUUGCUGUUAUUGAAGGAGCUGCUUUUGGUGGUGGACUAGAAUUGGCUCUUUCGUGUGAUCUUCGUAUAUGUGGGGAAAGUGCAACAUUCUGUUUGCCAGAAACCGGCCUUGCUAUUAUUCCUGGAGCUGGAGGAACACAGCGUCUUCCUAGGAUUGUUGGAAGGUCCAGAGCAAAGGAAUUGAUAUUCACUGGCCGUAGAUUUGAUGCGAUGGAAGCUGUAACUAUGGGAGUAGUAAACUACUGUGUUCCUGGUGGUGAGGCUUAUCAAAAGGCUCUUGAACUUGCCCGGGAGAUAAAUGGGAAAGGUCCAUUAGCGAUAAGGAUGGCCAAGAAGGCCAUCAAUCAAGGGAUGGAGGUAGACCUGUCCUCUGCACUGACUGUCGAAGAAGAAUGCUAUGAGCAAGUUCUGGACACUCAGGAUCGUCUUGAAGGUCUAGCUGCAUUUGCCGAGAAAAGAAAACCUUUGUACACAGGAAAGUAAGCUCGUAUUCAAGUCACUCGUUUGGACUCUUAUCUCCUGACCGCUAGAAGGAUUGUAAAAUGUGAGAGAUUCAUGUAUUUCAUUGUAAAUUUCAGAUAGUAAGAUGCAUCUGGCAUGCUAGUAUGCUACUAUUUGCAAGUGAAUAGUGCAUCUUAUGCACCCAUAGAAUUGA
Molecule: messenger RNA, 1120 nt
Organism: Lolium rigidum
Lineage: Eukaryota; Viridiplantae; Streptophyta; Magnoliopsida; Poales; Poaceae
Product: probable enoyl-CoA hydratase 2, mitochondrial
Exons: 8
Coding region: 34-948 (304 amino acids)
Biological process (GO): fatty acid beta-oxidation
Cellular component (GO): mitochondrion
Molecular function (GO): enoyl-CoA hydratase activity
Source: RefSeq, a predicted model, not a curated record